Messenger RNA from Contarinia nasturtii (swede midge), 5970 nucleotides. RefSeq names its product transcription factor Sp4-like. NCBI's taxonomy places the organism in Eukaryota, Metazoa, Arthropoda, Insecta, Diptera, Cecidomyiidae. Gene Ontology annotation, biological process: regulation of transcription by RNA polymerase II. Gene Ontology annotation, molecular function: DNA-binding transcription factor activity, RNA polymerase II-specific; RNA polymerase II cis-regulatory region sequence-specific DNA binding. The transcript has 16 exons. The record is from RefSeq and is a predicted model, not a curated record. Bases 1469 to 4627 code for a protein of 1052 amino acids.
ACAUCGUGUUCACUAUUCGAGGCAGCGCGUAGAUGGAAACAACCAUAUGCCGAUUUGUUCUCUCUGUGUGUUCAUAUAGUUUAGAGUGUGGUGUGUUUUAAAAAGCAAAAGAAGAAAAAUUAUUGUUGUAUUAUUACGAUUAUUUUCAUUUUCGAGUUUCACUGUAACCGUAGUGUGGCACAUACCUUAUAUUCAUUGUGCGCGUGUAACGACGACGAAACGAUUGUAAACACAAAUUGGAUAGAACGUGAUAGCAAUAGCAAUUGAAUCGGUCGUGGUCCGUACUGUCAGUUGGCGGCGCUGUUCAUCAUCACAUUCUCAUGAGCAUGAAAUCAUAAUUUUAUGUAUAUUUUAUGGAGCAGCUAAAAAGAUAAACGAGAAUAUGUAAAGAAAAAGUCGAAAUAACAAUAACAUUCGAAACAGUUACAACAACAAUAAUAAUAUUAAGAAGUAAUCUGCAAAGUAAAAUAACUAAACAUAGUGAGUACACAUCGGAAUGAAUUAGUAUACACAUCGAAUUGUAAAACGAGACAUUGUUUUAUGUGUAUUUUGCUCUGGCUCUCACGCGCCGCAUUGAUACCGUCGUCUAUAUUCUAUAUGCAUAUGUGUGUGCAUCGUAAUAACAUACAAGCAGCAACAGCAGCAACAGCAGCACCAGCAGAAGCACCAACAAUAAUAUUUACGAAGCGAAUGUAAAAUCGACCAAAAACGACGACGACGGAGACAAGAGACAUUUAUUUUAACGAGAGUCAACACUUGGUGUACUGAAUAAACGAUACGCACGCAUAUGCUUAACGUGAAGCGUAACGCGUUCUUCAUACGGCAACAGAGAGAUAGAGAGAGAGAGAGAGAGAGAGAGAGAGAGAGAGGAAUUGUAUGCGGAAAACUUGGAGAGAAUUGUAGCGGCAAAUCGUCGUCGGAAGCAUAUGUAUAUGAGUGAGAGAGUGUGUAAUUGUUCGGUGUUGUAAGUGAGUAAGCGCGCGUUUGUUUUGUUUCGAUGGCAUUGCUGUAAAUGUGUGUUCCAUCCGAUUACAAAAUAUUGAUGUGCUUUGCCUAGUCGAGGGCAAAAAACAAACCGGAGAGAAAUAUCAGCGAGAGCUUGUAACAAUAGAAACGAGAGAAGAAUAAAAUCAUUUGACGUAUACAUACACAGAGCGCAUACAUUCCGACAUUUGUAAGAAAAAUUACACCGAAAAAUCGAGAGCAAGAACGACAGAGAGAGAGAGAGGGAGAACGGAUUGAUUUGGAGAAAGUAAGAAAAGGCAAUUGAAGUGACAAAAAAGUGAAUGAACGAAAGAGAGAAGCGCCAAAUAAUUAACAAAACUGAAACAUUUAUUAAAAAAAAACAAAAUAAAAUCCAUCGUGAGUCGAACAAUCGAAAAUCGCACAAACUAAAUCUAAAGGAUUCUGAGGUGCUGAUUGUGUCGUGAUAGUUUUUGUAUGACACAGUCUUGAGAAAAUCAACUGAAUGAGAAUCAAACGAAAUAAACUGGACAAAAAAAUGACAAAUUGUGAUAGUUUCAAGCAGGAGAUCACAGCCGAAUUGGAGAACGUGCAGGGCAAUGAGCUGAAUGCUGCGAUUGUGGCUGCUUCACAGCCUAGCAACGGAGCACAACAAAAUGCCCAACAGGCGCAACAGAAUCAACAGCAAACUGCGCAAGUUCAACAUCAACAAGCCCAUUUGCAGCAACAAAAUGCGGCCACCGGUCAACAGCAUCCGCAAGUGAUAACAUUACAACAAUUGCAAAAUUUUUUGCCAACACAACAAAUUCAAACGAUUACAUCGGCUGAUGGGCAUCAAGUUCAGGUUUCAGCUGCACAAAAUGCAACACCCACAACGCCCAUCAAAUCCGAACGUUUGUUUGUAACGCCACAAAUGCAACCGCAAGUGGUUAAUUUACAAAAUUUACAGGGCAUACCACAGCAAUUUAUUCAGGGCGGUCAAAUUUUACAAAAUGCUGGCAAUGGAAUGUUUCAAGUGGUACAGCCAAUGCAAACGGUUACAGUUGAUGGACAAGAAGCGCUUUUUAUACCAAAUAUGGGCGCAACGGCAAAUCAAUUGAACGGCGCUCAAUCCAUUCAAAUUGGAAAUCAACAAGCAUUUAUAACGCCAAACGGACAAAUCUUUCGACCUGGCGGUAUGCCAACAAAUAUCUUACAGAAUAUGGGACAAACGGUUUCACUACCUACCGCCUUCGGUCAAGCAACGUUAACAAUACCCGGAGGAAAUACCAUAUCAAUACCAUUGGGAAAUUCAUUGGGAAAUCUAACGACGCACAAUGCAACGAACGCAACGGCCGGUCAAAAUGGCCAAAAUCAACAGCAACCAUCACAACAAAAUCAACAACAAAAUCAAACAACGGCCAAUGCAUCGGCUCAAAAUCAACAGACACAACAAUCGCAACAAGCGCAAUCACAUCAAAAUGGCCAACAAAAUCAGGCACAACAAAAUAACCAACAACAAACACAAGCCAAUCAACAACAACAACAACAACAACAACAACAGCAGCAUACAAUCACCAUACCCGGUACAAAUAUUCAAAUACCAACAUCGGCAAAUGGCCUAAUAAAUGCAACGAAUUUGCAGAAUAUUAAGCUUGAAGGAGCAGGGCAAAAUGUUCAGGUGCGACAGGCUGGCACAUUACCACAGGUUGUUCAAUUUCCAGCGAUGCAACAAACGGUACCCGUUCAAGUACCAAUCUCGACAGGAAAUGGUCAAACCAUUUAUCAAACCGUUCAUGUUCCCUUACAAGCUUUCGCUGGACAAAUGCAAGGCCUUGUUCAGCCAGCUCAAAUGCAAUUCUUCCCACAAAUCGCACAGGUUGCGAACAUCAUUACACCAAAUGGUCAAAUUCAACAAGUGCAACUUUCUCCCAUGAAUCAAUUGCAAGUGCAAGGUAUUCCUGGAUUGCAAACAGCUCAGGGUGCAGCAGCCGCUCAGCAACAAAACGUUGUUAUGGUACAGCCAUCACAAAAUUUGUCAUCGGGUCCAGUGGCAGCCGCAUCAAACGGUAUGGGCACCUCAAAUGCACUCGUCCAAUCGGUUCCAAACAACGGCAUUCAAACAAUGGCCAAUGCACAAGAUUCACAACCGAUCACCAUUACAAAUGCUCAAGGUCAACAAAUCACGGUGAUACCAACACAGGCACUCCAACAAAUACGACCCGCCAACGCAAAUAUCAUUCAAAUGCCAAACAUGUCCGGUUUGCAAGCCAUUCCAGUGCAAAACAUACCCGGUUUGGGGAAUGUUCAAGUCAUUCCAGCCAGCGCAUUCAAUGGUGGUAAUGUUCUUACGCCACUUCAAACGGCAAAUUUGCAACAAAAUCAGCAGCAGACACAACAAGCUGCUCAGCAACAAGGGCAAGCACAUCAAAAUGCUCAACAACAGCAAUCAACUCAACAAAAUCAACAGCAAGCCCAGCAACCAGUACAACAGCAUCAACAAACGUCUCAGCCGCAGACAAUGCAAACAAUAACACUAACCCCACAAACGGUGCAGCAUAUCAAACAAGAGCCACAAGAUAAAUGGAUCAUAAGUAAUGUGUCAUCGAAUACAUUGACAUCGCCCGCUCCACAGCCAACAGUGGCCGCCGCUUCACCGGUCACAAAUCAAACAGUAACAACGGUUACAACCAUUCCGCAAACACAAACCACCACUACAACAAUGAAUGUAAAUGACGAUGGCGUGGUUAAGCCACGUUUGAAACGUGUUGCUUGUACAUGUCCCAAUUGUACUGAGGGUGAACGGCAUGCCGAUCGAAAGCGCCAGCACAUCUGUCACAUUCCCGGAUGCAAUAAGGUCUACGGCAAAACGUCGCAUCUUCGCGCACAUUUACGGUGGCAUACCGGCGAACGACCAUUUGCAUGUUCAUGGGUAUUUUGUGGCAAACGUUUUACACGAUCGGAUGAAUUGCAACGGCAUCGAAGAACACACACCGGUGAAAAGCGUUUCCAGUGUCCCGAAUGUAGCAAAAAAUUUAUGCGCAGCGAUCAUUUGAACAAACACAUUCGUACACACACCAAACAAAAGAAUAUCGAAAUGCGACAGGCCGAAACAAAAAGUGAGCCAAAAACCGAGCCAUUUGAUGAAAGUGAUAAAGUGGGCGGUGGCGGAAGUGGCGUCAAUGGUGGCGGUCAACAACAGCAAUCCACACAAUCCACACAAAACCAGUUACAAUCGCAGGUUGCAACGUCGCAAGCAGCAUCGAAUGCAAGCUUCGUCGAUACAACUGGUAACAGCGAAGGUAACGAAAUAUUGGUUUUAGUACCUGCAAAUGGAUUGACAACCGCAAACAUAACCACCGAAUAUAGAGAAAAUGGUCGAAAUUUAGAGCGAAAAACGGCGAACGAUCUACAAAAUUAUAAUCGUGAUACAAAUCGAAAUAGUAUUGUGACUGAACAAAUUGUUUGGAUACCAAAAAUCGAAGCCCAAUCACAAGACGGUCAACAUCAAGCGACAACGUCGGUUAGCAACAUGUGUCAGCCACCACCUCUGUAUAGCCGCAUUAAGCAGCUUAAUUAUUCACAGGAAGCAGCAACGGAUGACAGCAAUGACAGUGGUGAUGAUGAAAAAAUGGUUUUAACUAUUGCAGCUGAAGAUCAUGAUGGCAACGAUAAUUCCAACUAGCAUACGGAUUUGUCCCAAUGGGGAAUCGGAACGCGAUUGUCAUUUGGACAAUUUUAAAAUAGAGUGAAAAUCAUUCACACCGGAUAUCUCCACUAUUUUUCAUAUAUUUUUUAACAAUUUCAUUUUUAUAAUAUAGAUUGUGUAAUUUGCAACACACAAUUAUCAGUCCCAUUUAAACAACAAACAAACAAUUGUAAUGUAAGAAAUAAUGAAAAAAGAAAUUGUACAUAAUUCUCGUUCAUAAGAUUGUAGUUAAUUUAAAUGAAAUAAUUAUUUAAGGCAUAACAUAGAAUUAAUUUAAGAUUUUUUUCACAAUUGUUAGUGAAUCAGCUACAAAAUAGUCAAGUGAAACUUAUUUGUUUAGUUUGUUUUUAUUUUUUGUUUAUUUGGAUUCUGCAUUUUAUGAGAAUGGUUUUGGUUGAAAAUGGUCCAUUUUGAGAUAAUAACACAUUUUGUUUGUUCCAUUUAAAUAUGAGAAUAUGUAUAUGUGUGUACUUUAAAACACAUUUCGACAUUUCGUUCGAUGUGAUUUCCGAAUACAACUGAUUCUAUUUAAUAAUUCCGAAUUGAAGAUGAUUUGGAUGUAUUUAGCCACAUAGCAAUACAUAUCGCCCAUCAAAUUUGUACAAAAGAGAAGACAAAAAAUACACACACACAUACACACAUAUAUAUAUAUAUAUACAAUUAAUCAUUACGCAUCCAAUUUUAAUGUAGCAUGUAGUAAUCAUCCGUUUUUAAACAAAUUUCAUCAAUAUUCAUCGAACAUUUUGAGUAUUUAAAAUGAAAACGUUUUACCAAAAAAAAAAAAAAAAACAAAUCAAAAGAAAUCACAAGAAUGAUUUUAGAACAGUUCACUUGCGUUAAUUGCCUAAAUGAAAGUGUUUAAUUUAUCAAUAAUUGAAUUUUUAGGUAAGUUCUAAUUAAUGUAAAUCAAAAUUUUUCGGUUUUAGAUUAAAUUCUAUUUGUAACGAUUUUAUUAGGAAAAUUACACACGACAAGAAUGAAAUAAUAUACAGUUUUUUGAUGUGAACGCUGACAUAUUGUCAGAAAUUCGAAUGAAAGGUGAAUAAUUCAGAUAAUUUCGCAUUAACGGCGAAAGCAAUUUAGUAUCACGAGGAAAAUUAUUAUGUUCUCUCUUCUUCUUCUUCUUUUUAAGUUAGUUUUCGAAUAGAGCCCAAUUCAAAAUAAAUAUGUUUCGUUUAAUAAAUUUUUUAUUUCUUUAUUUAUUUCAAUUACAUCAAUUAGUUUUUUUAAUCAAAAAUAUUGUUUUUAGUUUAUGUAAUGAUUUCCUUCAAAUAUAGUGGCGAUGAUAACUGAUUUUCGGAACAGAAAAAAAAAAAAAA